UAGUUCCCAUUCACUCAAUUCACUUCAUUGCUGUCAAAUUUGCGAACGCGUUAUGCGCGUCGGUCCGCACUCGAUUAAUUAAUUAUCUUAUAAGCAUAAAAGAAAAUACAAACCAGCGUCUUGUUUUCAUUUUUAUUUGAAUUUUAUUUUCAUGUGUAAGUUUGAAGCUGCGUGAAUUCCGAAUUUGGUGUUAAAACAUUGUGUGAGGUAGUGAUUCUGCAGUGUGAUCGGGGAUUGUUUUCAUUGUGAAGAGUUGAAGUCUUAUUGGAUAUCAUGCCGACGAGUGCGGUGUACCAACCAACGACGGUGACGUACGAGCAGCAGCCUAACGACCAGCGAUGGAACUGCCCGAUCAGCUACUUCUCACGACGGGUGACAAGUAGCCUGAAUAGGGCAGUUUGUGUGCGCCUUGGACUGUGUUUGCUGGGGAGCACGCUUUUCAUUAUUGGACUGGCGCUGGUGAUAGCGGGCGGUGUGCAGUACUCCAACACGCCAGCGUCGGCGACGCCGGACGUCGACAGCGGUGUUGGCACGCUCAUCGCGGGCGGCGUUAUCUUGUGCCUCGGCCUACUCUUCGCCGGUGUCGGCGGCUGGGCCUGGUCAGCAAGAUGGGGCGGCGGCAAGGAGAUGCCAUCAAGCGGUGCAGCCGGACUGACCGCUCUGAACCCGUCCACCGACCCGCUGGUCGCCGAGCAGUACGCGCCCGUGCGCGACGCGCCGCCCGCGCCCGACGACGAGAUGCGCAACCUCAUGGACAACAAGGACUGCCUAAGCAGCGCGGAGGAGAGCGACAAAAUGUUGGACGGGCGCCCUUCUAUCGCGUAAAGCCACGCCUCCGCACCCGCCGAAGCGACCCUGCGACUCUUAGGGCGCUCUGAGAUACAAUUUAGCCCCCUUACAUAAAAUCGAGUGGUAUUAUUGAUACAUUAUAUUUAGACUUACUUGAUGUAAGCUACAUUAGAUUCAUAAGAAAAUUAUUUUACAAAGGUGACGAAUGAGUAACAAUAUCGUAGAAUAGUGUUUCUAGUAAUGCCACUCGAGAAAUUGUGACCAUGGCAUGAUGUGCAUUUCGAGGUACAAAGUGUUGAUUGAUUACCCAACAGAGAUAAAAUGUCAAAUGUGUGCUUGUUUGUGUGAUAGUAUUUUUUUAAGCACUUGCGUUUGUACUAUUCACUACCAAGAUAUGGUAAGUACAGUCGACGUCAAAGAUAUGUUUAGAUUUUUUGCCUAAUUACAAAGGAUGAAUUUAGAUGCAAAAGUGUAAACAUCUAUUUGACGUCGACUGUCCUAGAAAUCAGUUAACAACGAUGUACAAUGGUACAAACGUUGAUAGUUUCGAAUCCCAUGAUGGGCUAGAUUUUUAGAAUCAAUAAAUUUAGCCAGUCCAAGUGUUGUGCCGAAGGCAAAUUUAUAAUUAUAAUCGUAUCUCAAAAAUUCGCCUUCAGAUUACUUCUAUGCAUUUAAUUAAUCAAGUUGUAAGUAAUUACUGUAAGCGAAAUUACUUAGUCGAAACACGUUUGGUGAGGAUUGUCUUAAUUAAUACGAGUAAUUAGUGAAAGACAAGUGGCCAAAUUUACGUCCAGAGUAAUGUAUAGAUAUAGACAUCUAUAUUUACUACCUAUUUAUUGUAUCUUAGAAAGACAUUGUCUUGAAAUUAUCUGCUUAUUUUUAAUUGCAACUUAUCAAAAUAAAAUAUGUAUCUCAAAGUAUUAAACGACUUUAAAAAUUAAUUUUAUAUCUCAUACGAAAUGAAUAACUAAGAGCGUGUUCAUCAAGCUGUUCAAUAUUUAUAGAUCUAUAAUUAUUUAUAUUUUUUUUUUCGUUUAAUUUGUCGUCUCGAAUAUUGAAAUGAUUUGUGUUAAGUUAGGGCCGUCCUGUGUAGAUGUAAGCGCUAAUUGCUGGUUAAACAUGGUCGUGUUUAGAGGUUGUUUUGUGUUGUAUAGGAGUUAGUUUAAUUUAUAUGAAACUGAUAUUAUGUUAAGCUCUCUUGAAAAUCAUUCAAUAGUUUUUGAAUAUUUAGACAUAAAGAAACUAAUGUACAAGUAUAACUUCAGAAACAGUUGCAAUUUUUAUAAAUCGUGUAAAUAUAUGUGGAGAAAUAAUUAUAGAAAGAUUACUUAUGUAAAAUGUAAGUUCACACUUAACUCUAUGUACUUGUUUAACUGUACUAUAAUUCACUUACUGCAGUGAAUUAUGUUGAAUAUAUUUGGACAUUUUUAUUUACAAUAAAUAUGUACCUAUCUAAAGUACCUACAUAUUUUUUUUUUUUUUGCAUGUACUUAAUUUUGAUGAUUUUAUAGAUGUUCACUGAUGAUACUUGAAUAUAUCUCAUAUUCUUAAUUA
Cydia pomonella (codling moth) is the source of this 2343-nucleotide messenger RNA. RefSeq lists its product as uncharacterized. NCBI's taxonomy places the organism in Eukaryota, Metazoa, Arthropoda, Insecta, Lepidoptera, Tortricidae. The transcript has 4 exons. Bases 274 to 825 code for a protein of 183 amino acids. The record is from RefSeq and is a predicted model, not a curated record.